This is a messenger RNA of Rhinopithecus roxellana (golden snub-nosed monkey), 519 nucleotides long. Its product is annotated as myosin-16-like. The transcript has 5 exons. Gene Ontology annotation, cellular component: myosin complex; cytoplasm; actin cytoskeleton. The annotation marks the transcript as partial. Lineage: Eukaryota; Metazoa; Chordata; Mammalia; Primates; Cercopithecidae. Gene Ontology annotation, biological process: actin filament organization; vesicle transport along actin filament. The record is from RefSeq and is a predicted model, not a curated record. Gene Ontology annotation, molecular function: ATP binding; microfilament motor activity; actin filament binding.
ACACUCACUGUGAAGAAGGAUGAUAUCCAGCAGAUGAACCCACCCAAAUUCUACCAGGCCAGCGACAUGGCAGACAUGACCUUCCUGAAUGAGGCCAGUGUCCUAGACAAUCUGCGCCAACGCUACACCAACAUGAGGAUCUACACCUACUCGGGCUUGUUCUGCGUGACAGUCAACCCCUACAAGUGGCUGCCCAUCUACGGGGCCCGUGUGGCCAACAUGUACAAGGGCAAGAAGCGCACAGAGAUGCCACCUCACCUCUUCUCCAUCUCUGACAACGCCUACCACGACAUGCUCAUGGAUCGUGAAAAUCAGUCCAUGCUAAUCACCGGAGAAUCUGGUGCUGGUAAGACUGAGAACACGAAGAAGGUCAUCCAGUACUUUGCCAACAUCGGAGGAACUGGCAAACAGACCACAGAUAAGAAGGGGUCUCUGGAGGAUCAAAUCAUCCAGGCAAACCCUGUGCUGGAGGCCUUCGGGAACGCCAAGACCACCAGGAACAACAACUCCUCUCGCUUC